This is a messenger RNA of Phaeoacremonium minimum UCRPA7, 1038 nucleotides long. RefSeq names its product putative gas1-like protein. Bases 1 to 1038 code for a protein of 345 amino acids. NCBI's taxonomy places the organism in Eukaryota, Fungi, Ascomycota, Sordariomycetes, Togniniales, Togniniaceae. The record is from RefSeq and is a predicted model, not a curated record. The transcript is spliced from 4 exons.
AUGUUCUAUGCAACAGCAUUCUUGCCCACGGCGGCACUGAUCUCUUUGGUGAGAGCUCACGGCGUUGUAAUAAAUGCUCAAGGAAUUGCUGGUUCACCUGCUAGUGUUGGCUUUCAAGUUGAUCCUUCCAUUGCCCGGAACUGCACAACCAUAAACCCUUGCCAACAAGAUGCUACUAUCAUCCGUGAUGCAGAGAUCACAGCCAAUAUCGUCAACCAGUGUGGCCGGACGGAACUCAGCGGAAAUAUAGACGUGGGAGAGAAUACAGAAAACGCCUUGGCGGCUGGCGCUGUCACUCAAGUUCAGGCAGGAAGCCAGCUUACUGUGACCAUCCACCAGGUCAAUGCUGACGGAGCCGGUCCGUAUGUCUGUGACUUGGACGAGACCAGCAACUCGGGAACGAUUAGCCAGAACCUGACCGUGACGAAUAAUGUGCCCGGGGUCAAUGGAUUCUCUCAAGCCAAAGCACAGGACUUCAAUAUCACUGUCCAGAUGCCCGACAGCUUCACCUGCACCGGAGCCUCAACUGGCAAUGUGUGCACUGUUCGUUGCCGAAACAACGCCGUUGCUGGGCCUUUCGGUGGCUGUUUCGCCGUCCAGCAAAUAGACACCACACCGAAGGUCAAUACUCCCGAGAACAUCGCCACCCUACAGACCCUUGAUGCUGUUCUCGCUCAGGUCCAGCAGAACCAAGCUGAUUUCGGAGCAGCCGUAGCCGCAAACCAAGCCGCGGGCUCCGCAGAGGCCGAGCAGAACGCCAAGGCUGUCGCAUCCAUCCUCGCCAACACUAUUGUGAGCAAGGAAGCGCCCCAGCAGACGCCGACGGUCGUUCUAGGGGCGGCAGCCACUGAAACGACCGCCGCUGCUGCCGUCACUACCACCGCUGCAACGACUGGAAAUGGACGAAAUGGAAACGGCAGGAACCGAGGCGGCAACCGAAAUCAAAAUAACAACAACAAGCGCAGCUCUAGCAACGCUCUGCGGUGGGCAAGACGGUAUGUUGUGGCUGGACAGGACUUCAGUGACGACAACCACUGA